Anopheles funestus (African malaria mosquito) is the source of this 7077-nucleotide messenger RNA. RefSeq lists its product as uncharacterized. The record is from RefSeq and is a predicted model, not a curated record. The transcript is spliced from 8 exons. Gene Ontology annotation, biological process: mRNA 3'-end processing. Gene Ontology annotation, molecular function: RNA polymerase II complex binding. Gene Ontology annotation, cellular component: RNA polymerase II, holoenzyme. Lineage: Eukaryota; Metazoa; Arthropoda; Insecta; Diptera; Culicidae. Bases 802 to 4368 code for a protein of 1188 amino acids.
GUUGAUUUUCUUCUACGCACGAAAACGCGAGUGAAAACAGUGCUGGGUACUUUCCACCUGAAAAAAACUGUACCUUAAUUGCUAGUUAAGCAUUGAAAGUAGUUUGGAAGUUGCCUCACUGUGCCGCUAGCUGUGUUUGGCAGCGUAAGGCGGUUCCCGGUUGUUGCACGAUUGGGCGAUUGUGGCGGUAGUGUUGAUGAUGCCCUCCCGGGCGUUAUUGCGUUGAAAUGUGGUUUUGUGGCAACUAUCAGCAUUAUUUUCAUCCUGAAAUAAGCGGAUAACAGUGUGGAUAGAUGUACCUGCUGUGGGUUUAGUGAAACUAGUGGAACAGGGAGCGGCUGUUGAGGUUUGAUGCAAACAGCACAAGCUCGUGGUUGGUGUAUCUGUUGUGUGGGCUGUUGGCAGUACAGAAGGUGUGUUUAUGUUGUGUUUUAAUUGUUUCAACAAUGCGUUACAUGCUUUGAGUUGAACGAAACUCAUACUCUCUUCGAGUUAGCUAAACCUGAUCCUAAGUGUAUGCACAGGAGCAAAGUACUUGGCAAAGCGUGCGACGGCGGAUGUGAAAACAUCACCUAACGCAACUGGCCAGCAUCCUUUUGUGAGGGUUCUCUAGCAACCCGUGCUGAAUGGUGAUAGAACACAACCAGUGACGUAUUUGGAACACACAUUUGGAAAGGGUUGUUGUAAUAGAUCGUGUAUAUGAUGGCCGUUUUUGGGGAAUACGUUGUGCAUGUCAGCCAAAGCGUGUAAUUGAAAGUGUGUUAUUGUACAGCAGAGGGCCAUCGAGAGCAACCGAACAGAAUGUCAACAAAAACAACUACGACCACCACAACGGUAUCCGGCCGCAGCUCUGGGGAGUUCGAUGUGACUUCCUUCGAGAAACGGCUGCGCGACCUGAAGGAUACACAGGAUAGCAUCCAGCAUCUAUCGAGCUGGUGCCUCUCGAGACGGGCACACCACAAAAAGAUAGUUAGCAGUUGGUUGAACGUGCUGAAACAAGUAAAAAUUGAAAGCAGAUUGACGCUGUUCCACCUGGCCAACGAUGUGAUACAGAAUAGUAAGCGCAAAAACUACGAGUACGUCGAUAGUUGGGGAACGUACCUGCAGAAAGCGACCACGCUGGUGCGAGAUGAAAAGGUGAAGCAUAAGAUAUUGCGCAUUUUCAAAAUUUGGGAAGAGCGGGAAAUCUACAACGAAGAAUUCUUGGCCGAUUUGAACGGAUUGCUAAGCGUGACUACAUCGUCGGCUAAGAAACUGCAGCAACAACAGCAGCAGCAACAGCAACAACAGCAACAGCAGCAACAGCAAAAUGCAUCCAGCUCGAACGUUGGUGGACCGACACUCGCCACCGGUCCGACGAAGCUGACGGAAACGAAAACCGUCGUCAUUGCCAGCACUUCCCAGCUGGAUAUAGAUGACUAUCAAGCCUCCAAUCUGGUGACGGCCGUUCGCGAAUGUGUCAAACACCAGAGCGAAACCGAUCAUACGUUCAAGGGACUGAACAAAAAGCCCCACAUUGAUGUGGAAGCGGUGAUGAACUCGAUCAAGGGUAAGGACCGCUCGAAGGUGGAAGAGGUCGAGCUCGAGAUCGAUGAACAUCUGGCACAGUACGAGAAGGUGGUGGAGGUGUUAAAAACCGAACAGAAAUCGCGCCAAGAGCUGCUGACAGUACUGGAGCAGGCGGGUUUGUUCUACGAGAACCAGCGGACGGAAGUGAAGGUGGUAGUAAAUGCCUACCGAAACUUCGGCAGUCGGCUGAAAAGUAUGAAGAAGAAGUUGGACGAGCUGACGGUAAGUUUGCCGAGUCCGAUUCCAUCACCAGACAUCAAUGCACCGUCACCGGUGCCCUCGGAUGGUGAUAACAUUUUGCCGAUGGAGGACAAUUACUUCCAGAUGCUUCAGCAUCAUGGUAGUUAUAUGGGUGCCGGCAACAUUUCGUUCGACAUGAACGACUUUACCCGCAGUGACUCUCCGAUGGUCAUGAACAGAGUACAACCGAUUCAAGUGAUACAUUCGCGUAAGGAACAAACCGAAGGGGUGAACGAUUUCCUGAAGACUUUUUUCCCCGAUCCAUCAGGUUACCAUGGGCCACCGGCGGGCGCACAAAACAUGUCGACGGGCGGUGGAGGGGUGCCACCUUCGCAGCCACCACCGGGCAUCGUACCUCAUCCAAUUGGACCAUAUGGUGGUACAGGAGGGAGAGGUGGUGGUGGUGGUGGUGGCUUUAUAAAUCCUUGGGCAUCUUCGACGCCACGCGGUCCUCCCCAGGGAAGGGGAAACAAUGGUGGUUACGGUGGUAACAACCGACCACCUCCAUACAGCGGUCAAUCGAUGGAUUAUGGAGCGCCGCAACAGUCACAGGGCGUUGGACGCAAUGCGGGAUCCAUUACCCAGCCGCUACAACCACCACCAUUGCCGCCUAUCAAUCUGGAUGCAUCGGACGACUACAACUCGACCUGGAACAUGUCCAUGACGUGGGAUGGAACGCAUGAUUCCUCCGGCUUCCAGAGCUUGGAUGCACCCGUCUCUCCGUCUCACUAUGAUCGGAAAGGAAUGAGCAACAGUGCAAUGCUGGUGGAUUAUGGUGAUGGUAGCAGUGGUGACGGUGGACUAAUGCAAGACGUUGACCAUCGGCAGCUGUCGGGUAAUCUGUCGAUGCCACCGUUCGCGAAAGAAAAAGGUCGUCUAGCGGAUGUGGACCAUAGGAAUUUAAUCUCACUUACCGGAUCUCCCGGCGGUCCGCCACAAUCGAAGGAUGUGCACGAACUCGAUGCCAUGGACGACAGUUCGUCCUCUAGCAGUAUGCCGGUGGCGACGAUAAAUCGUGGUAUGCCAAAGCGCAAGGCACCUCCACAACCUGUACCUGCCCCUACGGUGCCAUCGAGUGAAUCUGGUGGCAGUAGAGCUUCAAUUUGGGCAUCCCACGGCAAUUCAUUCUCUGCACCGUCGAACGAUAUCGAUCUACGGUUGUUGCCACCGUCCUCUUCCGCUGUGUCGAUGCCUACCUCGGCCCUGACCGUGAUAUCGACGACGGGGGAAGAUUGCGAGCAGGGUGCUGUCGCUCACAACGACACCGGAGACGACACAAAUGAUCUCGAUCUCGAUAUGAGAAUAAAAUCGUUGGAAAAAACGAUCACGGCGCAGUAUGCGAACAACGCGGGUCAUAACUCGUUACCGCAUCUCUCCAUCGAAAGGCUCGGCGGAUCGAAUGAGGAUGAAAAUGAGGAUAGCGUACAAUCGCCUGAAAGCGUAAUAGGUGAUGAUGGGGGUGAAUUGAAUUUACCUUCGCUGCAAACGCCGGUUUCACUGCUAGAGAUCGACAGCUUUUUGCAAAACUUUGAACGGGAAAACUUUGAGGAUUUUACGAAACCACCAGCUUUACUGAUGAGCAACCAGACAGAGACGUCCCAGUCACCACCAGCUACCUCAGAGCAUUCCGGUUCGGUGGUAGGAGAUGUGAAGAGAAAUCCUUCCGACAACACUGAGAGUGUGGACAUGGACCUAUCGGACGAGGAAAGCGAUAUAUUGCAGCAAUCCCAGCAAGAUGGAGAUAAAGGUUCGCCUUCCCAGUCUACAGCCUCCUAUCAUCAUGGCGUGGACGAGAGUAGCAACGAUGCAACAGCAAUGGAUGAUUCUGGGACCCAGGACAACCAGGAGUGUGAUAACCCGUUAAUGCGAUUACCGGUCAAUAGUGUUGGCAAUGCGAAUAACAACGGUGUUGGUGGCAGUGGCAACAGCAGCAGCAAUGGCGCCGGUGGUAAUAAUCAAACGACACCCUUGCUUCAACGGCCUCCAUUGUUACCGGAUCCAACGUUCCCACCCGGUGGCGGUCCCAAGUGGGAUUUGCCACCGCCCAGCCUGAUGAGUUUACCGACGAUGUUGGGUAACUUUAAUGCAGUCAUACCGCCGCCACCGACGCCUGGUGCGCUCGUGAACAAACUCACCCAACCACCGCCCGGUGCAGGCCAAAUCUGGGCCGAUCAGCCACCUCCAAAUGGGCAGGCCGAUGUAGCGAACCGGUUCGGUACACCGAACCGUCCUCCGCCCCCACUUCCGUUCGGAUCCGGCAACGGUGGCCAAAAAGUGGGCGGUAUUAACUUCCGCGGUGGUGGAACGCCUCGCGGUGGACGUGGCCAUACUCGACCACCGUACUUUCGCGGUAGAGGAGCGGGUGGCGCGCGUACAAAUAUCGUCCCAGGAGGUUUGAUGAUGGGUGGUCCCGGUGGUGGUCCAUUCGCCGGACAGGUCGUAAGCGGUACGGGUGGGUCGCCGGCAAUGCGCGGCGGAUAUCAUCGAGGCGGUGGUAACAAGUUCCGCGGUGGUGGUGGUGGUGGUGUUGGAGGAGGCAAUAACCGUACCGGUUGGUAACGAGAUUUAUAAAUGUGCGCGUGUGUGAGAGGACAAUGAAAGUUGAACGGUCGCAUGAGUGAACUGAAAACUAUUGUAGCUUACUUUAAGACACAGCUUUUCUGAUGUAAAUGGCAACAAAGUUAAGGUAUACAACAAUUUCACGGCAUUAGUUUAUCAAAUGCGAAUCGUACGCGACGAUACGGUACCGGAAGGAGCACUAUCGAAUAUAAGUGUUGACAACGGACAUGGAAAAGGUUAGGUUAGCAGCACGUUCUGCUGUAGGGAAUGUUAUAGGGUGUGCAGCAAGAUGUUUGAUUGGCACUGCGUGCCGAUCCGCGACCGAUUGUCUUACAGGGUUCAGUUGUACAUACAAAACAUGUGUAAAAUAUAGCAAAACAAAACGUAUACAUUUAACGCAACCCAAAGUAGCUGUAAAUUUGAAGCGCCGUAAACCGAAAGCUAGGGAGCAGAAUCUGUAAAUCGGAAAUUCAUUCAACUACACUGCGCGGUGUUGUUUUCUUCCGAAGGACAGAGGCGGAACGAUGGUGCAGCUGACCCUUGAGGUGCAGAAAAGUAUGGGUUGUAAAUGGCAAAACAUAUAGUUAGUAAGCGAUACGCUAGUACUGGCUGGUAUUGGGAAAUGAGUGACGCCGAUGGAACGAUUUAUUGUGUUCGUAAUCGCGAGAGCAUUGUAAGCAGUUAGUAGCUUUUGUCAGGCGGCUAUUUAUUUGCCAAUGGCAUAUUUCUAACGGGAUUUGUAUUUCCGCUAUUUGGGUUAGAAUGUAUGUUUUACGUUAAAUGCGUUUCAAUGAAGGUAGCGCACUUACAUCUGGAGGCGUUAAUAUACUACACGUCGAUAAACGAUCUACAUCAUCAUCAUGAUUUAAUCGCACGUAUUGCAGUUCACAUACAGUGUGUGGUAACAUACGAACUGCCUUUAGUGAGAAGUUCUGCAAGUUUACAUAAAUAUACCUAACCAAACAUAUUACAUCGUGUUUGUCCCAUGUCGGUAAAUACAAAAUAGGUAUGUGUGUGUGGAUAAAGGAAAACAAUUUGCCGGCAGCGUUAAAAUAUGGGUAGUAAAUAUAAUACACGAAACGAAAUAAAAUUACAACAAGUAAGGGCAUUAGUGCUGUUUAAUCUGUGUGAAGUAAAGAUGUAGAGUGUUGUAGGAUUAGAGAAAACGAAAUUUAAAAACCCAUUUUAAUUCGAAUUCGUUUAUUUUCGCUGUCCUUCUUGAAAUCGAAAUAGACAGUAUAUCAAUAUAUACAUACAUAUAUGUUUUAACAAGUGUUUGAAAGAUAAAAAUAAAUUAAAAUGUGUUGCACUCUUGAACUUUUCCCGGUGGCGUUGUUCCGUCGCUUUGCAUCUGCUAGCGGAACAAUAUUUUUCACUCUACGUUUUAUGUUCUUAUCCGCUCGUGAAUGUUUUGAGUUUUGAUUUGAUUCAUCUCUACACAUUGCGUGCAACGGAUGCAUCAUUCGUGAAUAACAUUCUGAGCAUUUAUCGAGCUCGAGUUUUUUUUUAUUUCUUGUGGAUAUAACUUUUUUUUCUUUCUUUCUUAAUUUACUGGGGGGAAAUUACUGUCUUAGAGUAGUUUAGUAGUGUCGGUUCUACAUUGAGGAGAAUGUGUACCAUUUUUAAGUUAGAGUUCAAAAUAUCUAAACGUUUUUCUUUAUAUAAUUGUGCACUGUUUAUUGGUUUCUGUUUAGUGAAAUACAAAUGAUUAAAAUUUUAUUGUACGUGAAAGUUAAUCCGUCCUUAAGUUACGAAUGUUUUAUUGGUUUUUAACUUGUUUUGUAAUGAAUGAUUCAAAGUCCACAAAAGAACGAAGAAUAAUGUUUGCUUCAUGUCAUAGAACCGUGUGUUUACAGCAAUACAUUUUUUUAAAAUGUGUUUUAAUAAAAAAUGAAUUUAAGAAAAAUCAUUUGCAAUCCUUUUAUGAAAGGUUUUUGGACUUUUCAGUUAUAAAAAUGCUCAUUUCGAGUUACUAAUAAUUUACACCGCACGCACGUAACGUUCACAGAACAAAAACUUCCACACCAUUUGCUUUUGUCUGGCGACUAACUGGGUUCGUCUUUAAACCCGUCCAUUAAAAUACAAAAUGUUAAAAAAAAACGAACCAUACACCUCUUUCCCAUUGCCAUCGGUACCGUGGCAAAUCGCACUUUUUAUGAUUAAUGCUUUUCUGUGCCGCCAGGGAUGUCCGCCUUAUCCCAAACAUUCAUCCUGCCAUGCGAAGAAACCGAACCGCGGUGUAGCAGUGAAAAUGUCGAUAAACCAUACGUUUUAUAACGCGCCGUGCGUUAAGCGUGUCGAACGUGUAGGUGUUAUGUAGGUAUGUGUUUUAUGAGCAGGAACAAGAACAGGAACUAUAUUGUACAAAAAAGUAACACUUACUAGGAGAAAACCACGAUUAGUUAAACAUUACAUAGGACUUUAGUAAUAGUGAUGGUAAGGCGUAACUUUAAGCGAUCCGUUAAUGUGCGUGUAAAGAUUUGUUUUGUAAGGUAUCAAUAGUGUAUAAGCUGUAAAGAAGGCCGCACUAGCAGGGUUUAGUAAAGAGUGGUGGUAGUAAUUAUGAUCUCCAGAAGCCACAGGAGGGUUGCGUAAUGUAAUCGAAAGGGAGGGAAGGGACAGAAGAAAAUGCUAUUGUAAGGCAUACAAUCACAUCGUCAUUAACAGAUGAUCGAAACGAAAACAAUACAUGACCAGUUGAGAAAAUUA